CUUCUGGGCAUGCGCACUGUGUCACUCGGCGGACCACUUUCUCACGGAAGCGAGGCACCGUGAAGGAUGGCAGAGGACACAGAUGGUGGCAUCAGGUUUAACACUUUGUGUUUCAUCAACGAACACGUGGGCUUUCAGGGCAGCAUAAAAACCUCACCCAGUGACUUCAUUGUUAUCGAGAUCGAUGAACAGGGACAGUUAGUCAGUAAGACCACCGAUGGAUCUCUCUAUGAAAUAAGUAAUAUACAAUCUGAACCGAGUAAUUCUGUCAAGAAGCCAAAGUUAAAUAUUCAGAAUGUAUCCUUAGAACAUGAAAAUAGUGAAGGAGCUGCUGACUUGCCCGGGUGCUCGGAUGGUGACCGGAUCCAGCCCGGGUGCUCGGAUGGUGACCGGAGCCAUCAGUCUGACUCCGAGAAAGAAAACAGUGUCAACGGUGUGACUUCUAAAUGUGAAGAAGGAAGUGUUGAUUUAUUAAGUUCACUUUUAGAUGAGAAAACUCACACAUCGCUGGGUCAGUUUGCCUGUGACAUCAAAAGGAUGUGGAAUUUACAAACUGAAUUAACUGAGCCAUCUCCUGAAUUGUCCCUAGGCAAGAUCCUUGACAAAAACCGCAGAGCUGUUCUGCACAGUGCUAUUAGGCAGGCAUUUCCUUUUUUGAUCACGGUAGGAAACCACGGUGAAGUUGUUGUAAAACCGAACCUUGAGUGUAAAGAACUCUGCCGUCUGGUGUCGGAAGAGGAAGCUCUUGGCUUUUUCAAAUAUUUGGACGCAAAGAAAGAAAAUUCCAAGUUUACCUUUAAGCCGGAUCCGAACAAGGAUCACAGGAAGGCUGUGCACCAUUUUCUCAACAAGAAGUUCGGAAACCUGGUGGAAACCAAGUCUUUUCCCGGGCAGAACCACAGUGCUGGGAACCCAGACUCAGCCAUAACCGUAAGAUUCCGGGAAAAAGCACGCGGGAAGAGAUCUCACACGGAAGGCGGCGAGAGAGGAAAAACUGUGUACACAGCUUUUACCCUGCAAAAGGAAAAUCUGGAGACAUUCGAAGCAAUUGGCUUAUUAGCCGUCAAACUUGGUGUUAUUCCUUCGGAUUUCAGUUACGCGGGCCUUAAAGACAAGAGAGCAAUCACCUGUCAAUCGAUGGUUGUUAAAAAAGUGACUCCGGAGAGGUUGAAAAGUAUCGAAGAAGAAAUUAAGAAGAAGAGAAUGAAUGUGUUUAAUAUUCGGUCUGUAGGCGAUUGUCUCAGACUUGGUCAGCUCAAAGGAAAUCACUUUGAAAUUAUCAUCAGAAACCUGAGAAAUCAACUCAAUGAUUCUGCAAACCUGAGGGAGAGAAUUUUGGAGGCAAUAGAAAAUGUUAAGAAUAAAGGUUUUGUGAAUUACUACGGACCACAGAGAUUUGGGAAAGGACAGAAAAUCCAAACGGACCGAAUUGGGUUGGCGCUACUGAAGAGUGAAAUGAUGAAGGCCAUAAAAUUAUUUCUUACACCAGAAGACGUGGAUGAUCCUGUCAAUAAAGCAAAGCAAUACUUUCUCCGAACUGAGGAUGCCAAAGGCACGCUUUCACUGAUGCCCGAGUUCCGGGUUCGAGAGCGUGUGCUGCUGGAGUCAUUGCAUCGCUUUGGCGUGACGGAGGAAGGCUGCGUCCGGGCCUGGUUCUCCUUCCCCCAUUCCAUGCGCAUAUUCUACAUCCACGCAUACAGUAGCAGGGUUUGGAACGAGGCAGCAUCUUACAGACUGGCAGCCUAUGGACCCAAGGUGGUGGAGGGGGACCUGAUCUGCUCGGAUGAAGAUGCGGACGAGCAUUUCCCAAGCAGUAAAGUUCAUCUGGUGACCAAAGAAGAGGAGUCGGCCCACACAUAUGCACUGCACCAGGUGGUUCUGCCCGUGCUUGGAUACAAUGUUCAGUACCCGGAGAACCAAGUAGGGCGGUGGUACCAAGAAGCCCUCAGCAGGGAUGGACUGCAGGCCUGUAGGUUCAGGGUGCCCGCCCUGAAGCUGAACGUACCCGGAUGCUACAGGCACAUCGUGAAACACCCCCGCAACGUGUCACACCGACUAGUCCAUCCUGACCCCGCCACCGAAGAGGCCCGAGUGGAAGGUCCCCACUCCGAUGAUCCAGCCUCAUCGCUGUCCUUGUCCUUCGACCUUGACGCUUCGUGUUACGCUACGGUUUGUCUGAGGGAAAUGAUGAAGGGCGACAUUUAAACCCACACACCCUGAUGUCGCCGCGUGCGUGCGGGGCGCACGGAAGCAAGGGUAGCUGUGGUUCUUAGGGCUCCGCCGUGAGCUUCGCGGUUCUCGCUCCUCACUUUUCACAGUGUCCUGAGAGGUCGGGGUGUGAUGUAUUAACGUAAGCACCGGUGUCUUAAGUUUAAAGCUAUAUGACCGUGCUCUCUAAGGUCAUGCUUCAGGGAUUUUUCUCCGGUCGAGAAAGUUCCAGGUCUUUGGAGCACCACUCUUAGCACGGGCUGCUCCACGUCACUCUUGAGAGGUGGAGAGAGAACACUGCCCACGCUGCUUGGAGAGGUGAUGGCGAAACCUCGGUGCUUUUCUCCGGCACUGCCUCCUUUCCACCGCGAAGUGCAAGGGCAAUAUCUGUUCUCAUAAUGUAUUUAUGAGAUCUUCUUUGAAGAAGACUGAAGAUUUUCUUUAAAAAUUUUAUACUAGUUUUUUUUUUUACCUGUUUUCCUAACUGUUCGUUGUUUUCUACCACCUAAAACUCAGACUUUAUACUCCUGUCGGUACCCACGUUCUA
Messenger RNA from Mus caroli (Ryukyu mouse), 2755 nucleotides. RefSeq names its product pseudouridine synthase 7 like (gene Pus7l). Gene Ontology annotation, molecular function: RNA binding; pseudouridine synthase activity. Lineage: Eukaryota; Metazoa; Chordata; Mammalia; Rodentia; Muridae. The record is from RefSeq and is a predicted model, not a curated record. Gene Ontology annotation, biological process: pseudouridine synthesis. Gene Ontology annotation, cellular component: nucleus.